ACUUUCUAAUCAGGUAUAUCGAGUGAGUCGAAAGAAAUACUAAAGAUGGCUUCCAAAUCUUCAGCAUCGCCAGUAUUUCUCAUUUCAAUCAUUUUGGCUCUUGCGGUUGGCAUCAACAGCGGAGAAAUUGCUGUCUAUUGGGGUCAAAAUGGCGGCGAAGGCAGUUUAGCUGACACUUGUGCCUCCGGAAACUACAACAUUGUGAACCUAGCUUUUCUCGUUGUCUUUGGCAAUGGCCAGGCUCCUGUGGUCAACCUCGCUGGCCACUGCGAUCCUCCCAGCGGAGGAUGUACCGGCUUGAGCUCCGACAUCAAGUCUUGCCAAGCUGGGGGAGUCAAGGUGAUGCUCUCGAUCGGAGGAAGCGCGGGAAGUUACUAUCUCGCUUCCGCCGACGAUGCUAAACAGGUUGCGACUUAUCUAUGGGACAACUUUCUAGGAGGACAGUCCUCAUCUCGGCCGCUUGGGGAUGCAGUGCUCGAUGGCAUCGAUUUUGACAUCGAAGGAGGCACAACUCAACACUGGGAUGAUCUGGCUAGGUCCUUGUCUGCAUAUAGCAGCAGUGGGAAGAAGGUGUACUUGGCUGCAGCCCCUCAAUGUCCUUACCCAGAUGCUUGGCUUGGAGGUGCCCUUCAAACAGGCUUAUUCGACUACGUUUGGGUCCAAUUUUACAACAAUCCUUCAUGCGAGUACAGUUCUGGGAACAUCGCUAAUCUCCAAGAUGCAUGGAAUCAAUGGACUUCAAAUACCGCCGGUAAAAUCUUUUUGGGAUUGCCCGCAUCUACGGAAGCAGCUAACAAUGGUUUCAUCCCUGCGUCGGACCUUACUUCCAAAGUAUUGCCUGCCAUUAAAGGAUCUGCCAAGUAUGGGGGCGUGAUGUUGUGGUCCAAAUAUUAUGAUGAUCAAACUGGAUACAGCUCUUCCAUCAAGGGAUCCGUCUAAGGAUCCAUCUGAGGGUGAAUUUUACCUUUAAUACUACCAUGUAAUAAGCUUUAUUUCUUAUUUGCACGUACGUCUUCGUACUCAUGAGAAAUCACCUUAUGUAAUCACAUAUAUUGGUCAUGGUGUAGACGUGUACCAAUUAAUGUCAAAUAUAAUAAUCAUGUCAUUGUGGGAUAAUAUAUAUUGAGAUCCACUCUUAUAUUA
This is a messenger RNA of Eucalyptus grandis, 1143 nucleotides long. RefSeq names its product acidic endochitinase. Gene Ontology annotation, biological process: carbohydrate metabolic process. The transcript has a single exon. Bases 46 to 939 code for a protein of 297 amino acids. Lineage: Eukaryota; Viridiplantae; Streptophyta; Magnoliopsida; Myrtales; Myrtaceae. The record is from RefSeq and is a predicted model, not a curated record. Gene Ontology annotation, molecular function: chitinase activity. Gene Ontology annotation, cellular component: extracellular region.